This is a messenger RNA of Xyrauchen texanus (razorback sucker), 1259 nucleotides long. It is a transcript of the gene mpg, whose product is annotated as N-methylpurine DNA glycosylase. Lineage: Eukaryota; Metazoa; Chordata; Actinopteri; Cypriniformes; Catostomidae. Gene Ontology annotation, molecular function: alkylbase DNA N-glycosylase activity; DNA binding. Gene Ontology annotation, biological process: base-excision repair. The transcript has 3 exons. The coding region runs from base 332 to 1252 and encodes 306 amino acids. The record is from RefSeq and is a predicted model, not a curated record.
UUUAAUGAAAGUGUUUCUGCAGCUGCAACUCGAUAUUCGUCAAAACACUACAGCGAUUAAAUACAUAAAAGACCGCAGAUGCGUUUAACUGUUUGUUUUCUCAAGACUUCAGUUAAACGUAUUCAAAACAACAUGCACCUUUGCGAAAUGUAGCAUUUUGCUAAUUUAACUACUAAGAAAGCAACACAUGGUGGCCUUUGCACUUAUUCAUUACUACAUCUUGAAAACGACAUACUUUAUAUACAUGUGCACAAAUUAAAAGCCCAUAAAAUAUAUGAUCAAGAUAUAGACUCUAAUUUCUGUUUUGUUCGGAGUUUGAUAUAUAUCUAUAAUGACGACAAGGAAGAGAAAAAAGUCAUUAUUACCAAAUUCAGAGUCUGUCCUCAAUCAAACUGAUGAUGAUGAUGUACUUUCCAAGAGACUCAUAAAGUCUCAAUCGGACACUUCCUCGAGGUCUGUCCAUCAAAGUGUGUCGAACGAUCAGCAGCAUAUCAGCCCUUUUUACUCAAUGAAAGAUCCUGUCAGGCUGGGUUACAUCUUUUUCAAUCAGCCCUGUGCUGAUUUGGCAAAAGCCUUUCUCGGUAAGGUGCUGGUGAGGAAGCUAUCUGAUGGCACUGAGCUCAGAGGAAGGGUUGUGGAAACUGAGGCAUAUUUAGGUGGGGAGGACAAGGCGUCCCACUCAGCAGGGGGUAAGCGCACAAAGAGGAACACUGCUAUGUUCAUGGAGCCUGGAACCAUAUACGUCUAUCCUAUCUACGGCAUCUACCUCUGCAUGAACAUCUCAAGUCAAGGAGAAGGGGCGGCAGUGCUUUUGCGCUCAUUGGAACCUUUGGACGGUCAGGACGUCAUGAGGGGGCUGCGAGCAGCCAAACGCAAGGAAGGAGCUAAAACGCUUAAGGACAAAGAGCUCUGCAAUGGCCCAUCCAAGUUGUGCCAAGCACUAGAUAUACAACGCUGCUUUGACUGCCGGGAUCUGGCCACUGACAAUGAGGUGUGGCUUGAAAGGGACCCAGAGAGCGAGACGGUUAAUGCUGAAGCGGUGGUGUCAGCCCCCCGGAUCGGGGUUGAUUCUCAUGGGGAAUGGGCCACCAAACCCCUGCGCUUCUACCUCAAAGGCCACCCAUGUGUGAGUGUAGUGAACAGAGAUGCAGAACGUCAGAUGCACUCACAAUCCUGCACCCCUUUGUCUGCUCUAGGCUCCCAAAUAUUAAGACGGGAAGGACAGUCUGCUGCAAACUUAGCUGUUCAGUGAUGAAAAU